Carcharodon carcharias (great white shark) is the source of this 4006-nucleotide messenger RNA. It is a transcript of the gene fhip1aa, whose product is annotated as FHF complex subunit HOOK interacting protein 1Aa. The record is from RefSeq and is a predicted model, not a curated record. Bases 609 to 3650 code for a protein of 1013 amino acids. Lineage: Eukaryota; Metazoa; Chordata; Chondrichthyes; Lamniformes; Lamnidae. The transcript is spliced from 13 exons.
GCCCCACCCACCGGCCUUUGCACAUCACUUACCACAACCUGGGCACUCCUCCACUCACCGGCAUCAUUCUCAUUUCUCCUAUUACACCUUCUCCCCCAUUCCCCAAUUCCCUGGGGGAAGCGGUGUCACUAAGGUGCCUUUGGAGGAGCUGAUCAACUUAUCUGUGUUUUGAGCUGGGAGGAAGAGACUGCCUGAUCCAGGGGAUUAGAAACUGCAGAAAGCUCUCCCUCCCCCACCCACCUGGCUUUCUGAUCCUAGUGAAGGGGAAAUAGAAGGAACAAGACUCCGGGGGUGAUCCGGGAGUGGGCAGAGCCAAGUAACUGGAGUAAGAGAAGGUGGCGAUAGUAAUUUUGCAAAGCCUUAAGCGGGGUCUUGGUGUGCACAACUUGAUUUUUUCCUUUGCCUGGAAAACACUGCAAUUCAGAGGUAAUUCAUUGGCUGUGAAGCACUUUGAGACAUUGAAGAUAUUACGUAAAGGCAGGUUAAUGCAAAACAAACUAGACAGCCUUUGUACAGCAUGGUGGUUGGAACCUUGAGACUGCAGAAACAAUUGAACAUUUUCUGCUGGCAUACUUCUGAUAUGGUCUAAAACAGAUCCACUCAAUGACAUGGCUUCAGCUGCCAUUAACAAAGAGAAUCAACAGAUCCCGAGUCUUUCUGGUGUGGACUCGGAAACCUGCACCAUUGUGUUUAAAAACCACUGGGCUCAGGUGGUAAAGAUUUUAGAAAGACACGACCCUCUGAAGAACUCCAGUGCAAAACACGGGGCUAUCUCUCCUGAUGAAGCUAGUGCUGUCCAGAAUUAUGUGGAGCACAUGAUCUUUCUGUUGAUUGAAGAGCGAGCUGAAGAUGCUGCCAUGGGUCCCAUUCUGGAGUUUGUGGUGACUGAAAAUGUCAUGGAGAAACUUUUCCUGUGGAGUCUUCGAAGGCAGUUCACAGAUGAAAUGAAAAUUGAGCAGAUAAAAAUGUAUGAAAUGUUGGUCACUCAAUGCCAUCAGCCUCUGCUGCACCACAAGCCAAUCUUGAAGCCUUUAAUGAUGAUGUUAAGUGUGUGCUCCGAGGCUACUACUCCCACUGUGGAAACGGAGCUGGUUUUAUUGCUUAAUCAGCUCUGUUCCAUCCUGGCCAAGGACCCUUCCAUCCUGGAACUCUUUUUCCACACUAGUGAAGACCAGGGAGCAACAAACUUUCUCAUCUUCUCCCUACUGAUUCCCUUCAUUCACCGAGAGGGAGGGGUAGGACAACAGGCUCGAGAUGCGUUGCUGUUUAUCAUGUCUAUGUCAGGUGAACCUGAUGUGGCAAAACAUAUCGUGGAAAAUACAUACUUCUGUCCAGUGCUAGCCACGGGACUGAGUGGCCUCUACUCCUCAUUGCCCACUAAACUGGAAGCGAAAUCUGAUGAAUGGCACUAUCUGCAGCGAGAGGACUGGAUGCAUAUUCCUGCACUGGUACAGUUCAUGAACUCCCUGGAGUUCUGUAAUGCAGUAAUACAGGUGGCUCACCCCAUGAUACGCAAUCAACUUGUGAACUAUAUCUACAAUGGAUUCCUUGUGCCUGUCAUGGCACCUGCACUUCAUAAAAUGACUGUGGAAGAAGUUAUGACUACGACAGCGUACCUGGAUCUGUUCCUCCGCAGCAUCUCAGAGCCCGCGCUGCUGCAGACCUUCCUGAGCUUCAUUCUGCUGCAUGAGCAUGAAAAAGUGCCGAUUUUAGAUACGCUUGUCAGCCGAAUUAACACCCCCUUUCGAUUGUGUGUCGUAUCUCUGGCCCUGUUCAGAACCCUUAUCAAUCUGAAUUGUGAGGAUGUUAUGUUGCAGCUUGUCUUGAGGUAUCUAAUACCAUGUAAUCACAUGAUGUUGAGCCAACGUGGGGCAGUGAAGGAAAGAGACUGCUACUCUGUGUCUGCUGCCAAGUUGCUUGCCUUAACUCCAGCCUGCUGUAAUUCUGGUAUCCGGAUGACCCAUGGAGAACAUAAGGGUGAUUGCUCUCUCGGAUCAAAGGUCCCCGAUCCAUCCCAUACUGCCACUGCAGGUUCUGAGGGAAUUGUGGAAUGUGCACAGAUUCCAGGGGAUUGGACCAGACUCCGAAAACCACUAGAUAUCAGUUACUUGCAGUACCUGUGGGAGGCUCGGGUUAACAUCACCGCCUGUAUGAAAAACUGCAGAGUGUGGUCUGCACCUUACGAUGGGGAAAAUCCAGAUGCUGAAGUUGUUUCCUUGAUAUUGCCAGAGGACACCAGCAAACUCAGCAGCAAAACAUCAACUAAAGGCCAACAUAGUUCUGUUAUCAGGAGGAGCAGGCUGAAAUCCAGUUCCACCAGGGAAAAAAUGCAACUGGACCUGGAAUGGGACAACAGCUAUGACACUGGAAUGUCUCCAGGAUCUGAUGAAGACUCCAUGCAACCUUUUUUGCCUUUUGCAAUUAAGCAGGAAACUGGGAACACUACACAAACAUUAGAUCCUCCCAAGCACAUUCAGGAGAUGAAGAAAAGUGCAUUAAUGAUCAUUAGAGGCUCUUACAUUGAGGAAUCAGAUUUCCACGAUGAUGUCAUGGUUUAUAGACUCUGUGCAGAAAAAGACGCUCAGGAUAAUGUUGAAAGUUCUGCUAAAAAUAUCAGAAGAUCAGCCUGUGUGAAAGGUGCAGAUCAGAAAACAGUGUUGAAAGACGGGCCUGCCAAUAGGACAUUGCAGAGCAUUGCUUCAGAGAAGCAAACUGCCGUGAGUGUCAGGCCUGAGCAAGGCACAGAAAUGGAGCAUUCGGGACAGGGACCCGCACAAAAAGAAAAGAAACAGGCAGAUGGUUUGUAUGUAUCAAAUACCGAGUCCAAGUGUUCCAACCAGCAUACAUUGAAUGUAGAGACUGAUGAUUUCCUUUCACAGUAUCAGGAUCUGCUUGCAAAGCUAAACUCUAAUCCUGGUGAUUCAGUAAUACUGAAGCAGAACUCAUCUGAACCCAGCACUCCUACAGAAGAGGAAGAUGAUUUUGAGAAGUUCUCUGAGCCCCCCCUUUCCGACAGUAUAACUUUUCCAUUUGGUCCGAAAGUUCACCUCAUGUAUUCCAAUAAUCCUGUUAGAAUACAUGGAGCGCCAUUCACAGGACCAUUCAUCAGCGUUUUAUUGUCAAAGCUGGAGAAUAUGCCAGAAAAUGAAUUGCACGUAAACUUGCUGCUUACUGGGAUUGUUGCUCAACUGGCUUGUUAUCCACAGCCCCUCCUCCGUUCUUUCUUGCUCAACACUAACAUGGUGUUUCAGCCCAGUGUACGCUCACUAUAUCAGGUGCUGGCAUCUGUAAAAAAUGCAAUCGAGCAGUUUGCUUCUACAAGGGAAAACUUCUCAUUAUUCCUGACUGAAACUCGAGAAUAUCUGCUCUCUCGGGUAGAGAUCUCCACUUCACGCAAGGGGCUAUUCACAGUCGAAGAAAUUAAGCACAGUCAAGGUGUUGCAGAAAAUGGACACAGGCCUCAAGGUAUUGCCCAAGAUCCACAGCAGCUGCUUUUAAGUAAGCCAGUGGCAGCUCCUCAAGUUUCCUCACAUGUGAAAAAUUCUAUCAAUGCAGCUGUCAUCUUCACAGAAUUUCUUAAGGAGCUUGCAGCCAUUGCACAGGAACAUUCCAUUUUAUCUCACACUCUGCUGGAAGAAUGUGAAGAAUAAUUCUGAAGUGAUUUUAAUGCAAAUGAUGCAUUCUACUUUUUAAACCUUUUCCAAAGUAAUAAUGUAUUUCUAUCUGGCCUUAACCACAGUGAGAUUGGAUUGGAGUGAAGAGAGAAAGAGUGGAACUAUUUUGCCUCAAUGUAACGAUACUGGGAAAUUUCAGAAAACUUUGAUUUUUAAAUGCAGUGGCCUUAUUGUCAUAGAAAAUGCACAAAUGAAAUAGUCUCUAUGCAAUCUCCAAUGUAUGAAAAUUUUUAUGCAGACAAAAACAUUUAAAUGUCAAAGGAUAUGUGAGUAUAUAUAAAUAUUAUAAACAUACAAACACACACUUCUGGUAGUUUGUGGAUUUGAGACGU